CGGAAGGCGUGAAAAUACAAUUUCAUAAGCUAAUGCCACUGUUUGCUAGCACGAUUAUAGUGUACGAAUUAUCUUGAUUUUUCGCUAUUUGCCCAUACACUGUUGUAAAAGGGUAUUUUUGGUAGUUAAUUUAACCCUUUCACUAUAGCUAGCUAGCUAACUUGAUUUUUUGAUUUAGUCUAUUUUACCAAGCGAACUGCGGUGCAGCCAGCAACCAAUAUGAACGUUGAUACUCCACAGCCAGUCAUACCAGGGGGCUCUUCUUCAAUUUCCUCGACAUCCAGUAAUUGCAUCACUAACAACAAUGCAGCAACUAAUGUCAGCAGUAUCCCCUCGGUUGCCAUAAGUAAUGCCCCAACCUCGGCUACCAUGGCCACACCAUCAUCUGACACAUCCGUGUCCAACGGUGUCUAUGUUCCCAGUGGCAUUGCCAACGGUGAUGUGAAGCCUGUAAUCUCCACCACACCACUGGCUGACUUUCUCAUGCAAUUGGAGGACUACACUCCUACAAUCCCUGAUGCAGUGACAGGCUACUAUCUCAACCGGGCCGGCUUUGAGGCGUCUGAUCCGCGAAUAAUCCGUUUGGUCUCCCUAGCAGCUCAGAAAUUCAUCUCAGACAUUGCUAACGAUGCCCUGCAGCAUUGUAAAAUGAAGGGCACGGCCUCUGGGAGCUCCAGGAACAAGACAAAGGACAAGAAGUACACAUUGACCAUGGAGGACCUCUCCCCUGCUCUGUCUGAGUAUGGCAUCAACGUAAAGAAACCUCAUUACUUCACAUAGGAUAUUGGCAUAUGCAGUAUGGCAGCUUCUGCUGUUUUUGUGCCUCAUAAACCCCUUAUGAUGGUCAUUUAGGAUGGCCAUGGAAUAUUAAUUGCAGUCACUCUUUUGUUCUGUUUUUUUUUUCUUCCAAGUAGAGCAUGCUUUACUUUGUUUGAAUUUGAGCUUGUAAUAUUUUAUUGAGACAAAUAAAACGUUCAGCAAUUACUUA
Messenger RNA from Oncorhynchus keta (chum salmon), 988 nucleotides. RefSeq names its product transcription initiation factor TFIID subunit 10. The record is from RefSeq and is a predicted model, not a curated record. Gene Ontology annotation, biological process: transcription initiation at RNA polymerase II promoter. Lineage: Eukaryota; Metazoa; Chordata; Actinopteri; Salmoniformes; Salmonidae. Gene Ontology annotation, molecular function: RNA polymerase II general transcription initiation factor activity; promoter-specific chromatin binding. Gene Ontology annotation, cellular component: SAGA complex; nucleus; transcription factor TFIID complex. The coding region runs from base 220 to 780 and encodes 186 amino acids. The transcript is spliced from 5 exons.